AUGAAAUUGCGUUCCCUUGCUCGGCCUUAUUUGUCUUGUCAGAUUAAUUCGGGAUCGAACGCUCUUUUCUGGCAUGACGAUUGGACUGGUCUCGGUCCACUUUUAGACAAUACCGGAGCCAACGGUCCGAGAGUUUCUGGUAUUCGGUCUAUGGCGGUAGUGGCUGAUGCAAUAUCUAAUGGGGUCUGGGCUUUACCAGCUGGAAGACAUCCGAUCCUGGUCCUUCUCCGUGGGUGUCUCCCUAUAUCUGUUCCUGAUGUGAAUUCUACUAUCUCGGAUUUUUAUUUGUGGAGGAACUCUCAGGGCUCUCCUCCUGGAGCAUUUUCAACAGCAAAAAUGUGGAUUUCUCUCUACCCUACUCCACCAACUCUACCUUGGACUACGACAGUUUGGUCUAAAAGCAGAAUUCCAAAACAUGCUUUUAUCCUUUGGGUGGCAUUAAGGAACCGCUUGACGACCCGAGAUAAGCUGCGUAGUUGGGGAAUGACUGUGCCGGAGAAUUGUCUUCUCUGCGGAACAGGGCAAGAGUCAAGGAACCACAUUUUCUUUCAAUGUCCCUAUUCCUUGCAUGUUUGGGGAAGUUUCUUACAUCAUAGAUCCUUAUCUCCUCCAAUCGAUUUCGAUGAUAUUGCGAUUUGGACUCAGUCGGCUUCACCAAUCAAGAAGGUCAGAGUUAUUUGUAACCUGGUUUACCAAGCGGUGGUCUACAUAGUGUGGAGGGAGAGGAACUCGAGGCUGCACUCAUCUAUCUCAAAACCUCCCGAAGUGUUAACGAAAGAAAUUCAGGUGAUUCUCAAGGCAAAACUCUUCUCUAUGGACAGGCUUGUUGUUACUCGGUCACAGCAGUCCUCUACUAAUGGUGGCGAAGAAGAAUCUUAUCUCUAUAAUUGGUUCAAAUUUUUCCAGCGUUGA
Messenger RNA from Microthlaspi erraticum, 912 nucleotides. The record is from the annotation of a GenBank genome assembly. Lineage: Eukaryota; Viridiplantae; Streptophyta; Magnoliopsida; Brassicales; Brassicaceae.